Messenger RNA from Zygosaccharomyces rouxii, 1269 nucleotides. RefSeq lists its product as uncharacterized. The record is from RefSeq and is a predicted model, not a curated record. Lineage: Eukaryota; Fungi; Ascomycota; Saccharomycetes; Saccharomycetales; Saccharomycetaceae. The transcript has a single exon. Bases 1 to 1269 code for a protein of 422 amino acids.
AUGAAUAAGUUUGACGAAUUUGUUGAAGCAACUGACAAGGAGUUGCAUGUGGACACCAGUACCAGGAAUACUACGAUAAAUGUAUCGUCUCCAGGCUCAAGUAAUGAUAGUACUAGUUCACCAAAAUCACCAUCAGGAGAAGUGUUGUCGAGGAAAGAGAUGAAAAUGAAGCAGUUUACCCCUAAGAAAUUGAAUUAUCAAGAUCAUCCUCUAAAGGAUCACAGUACUGGUGGUUCAUUGCCUAUAACUAGAAGAACUUCAAGGUCAAGUACGAUACACAAGAGGAAAUCGCUUUUACAGCCGAUUGUGGCACCACAGACACCCGACAAAAGUGGUCCUAGUUGGCGGUCUAACGGUGGUUCGCCAAGCGGAUCGUUUAACAGACAGAGGUCCACUAGUGGUGCGUCUAUGCAUUCUCGCAGUAGUUCACAGUCUCUAAGCCUGGAUAGUACGUUCGAUGUAUCUUUGCAGAACUUGGCGAAUAAGGAAUUAGAGCUAUUGGAAUCAAAACGUCGCAUUGAAGAGUUGAAAAAGCAGUUACAGUUAGAGGAACAGUCUUACCAGAAGAGGGUAGAAGAGUUGAAAGAGUUGAAAUCACAAGUUUCGAAUGAUUUGCAGAUAAAUUCACAGCAUCAACAGCAGCAGCAACAACAACAGCAGCAGCAGCAGCAGCAUCACUUACAACCACAUAGUAAAAAGCGAGAGGAACACACCAGGGAUAAGUCACGAGGUAAGGGUUCAGGUACAGGAUCAAGUUCAGUUUGGUCUAAACCUUUGGCAUUUUUCAACCAAUUUGAUCAAAUUAUACAGCAUGAACUGGAAAGAAGCUUACGUUGGGAUGAUACACCAGAGGAUAAAAUUAUGCAACCUGAACCUUAUGAGGGGGCAGCAGCCGUACAGAAUAGUCAACUGCGACAGCCACAGGUAGAGAUUCCAACUUCCAAUAGUCAAUCUAAUGUUAAUAACACUGAUAAUAAUGAUAACAAAAUUAAUAAUAACACUAACAACACCAGCAAUAAUAAGAAUGGUCAUGACGAUAAUAAUAAUAAUAAUGAUAGUAGUAAUAAUAAUAAUAAUAAUGACGGAAAUAAUAAAAAUCUUUGGAGUUUUUUCAACGAUGUUAAAACUGGACUUCUGGGUAUUGAAGAAGAGGAAGAAACGCCGCAGAGAACGAUUGCAGGGUCAGCAAAGAAUGAUAAUGGCAUCAAAGAGUUUAAAACUGCAAAGAAGACAAGAGAUCCAGUUGAAAUGACAGAUUUUCAAAAAUAA